GUGACGAGGGAAAAAAACAGCAGAAGAGGGGAAGAAUAAAAAACCGCAGGAACCGCAGAGCGGAGCUCUCUCGCGCACGCCGAGUACGGUCGGUCGACUAAAGGUAGCAACACUUUUCCUCGAUGAGUUCCGUAACGCAUCCCGUAUCCGACGGGGCAAUUUUUUGUCCUUUUAGCAAUUCUCAGGAGAUACGUUUUCCUAUUGUGCACGGGACGCGUUGCGAAACUCGUCGAGGGAGAGCGUCGCUACACUUAAGGGGAUGCCACACGGGGAAACUUUACCGACGGAACACUGCGGAAGUUCGCAUUCGGUUGUGCCGAAUCACAAAUGCCUUUGCGCGCGAUAAAAGCACGUGCAAAAAUGACUGGGAGCAUUGCUCAGUGUGCGACGGGGAGCGAUAAAAAAUUUUGAAAUUGACAUCUCGAGCUGUCAGUCGGCGUAACUGCUUGAUAUAAAAGUCCCGCGACUUGCAUGUACCGCGCAUGUGUUUUCUCCACCAACGAGAAUUUCGAGGAACAUUUCCUGUAUCUUUACGACUGAACUUGGAGGGAAAAGCUCGAAAAUUUACGAGUAGUCUGCAGAAAGAUUUCUGUAAGAUGUCUGUAGAAAGAGAUGUACAAAGAUACGCGUGGUUACAUUCUCUGCCAGCAUGACGAAACAAAGCAGCACCCAUCCUUAAAAUAAGAUCUAUAUGUACAUAUAGAAAUACGAAAUAAGAAAUACGAAAAGCAUCGUGUUGAUGACGAUCGUGUUUAUUUUAUUGACAUUUUUGAAGUUCGUCAUUCGCUUCCCCCUUAAUCAGUCGACUCCGCACACUCAUUGUGUACACACGACGUUAUGGAUGCCCGAACAUUUCCUAGAUAAACUCUCUUAAAAUAAAUCAGUCAAACAUCAAUGAAAACAGUGAAUAUACACUGAUUGCAGUUAUAAAUAUAGCACUGAAAGUGCUCAGUGUCAUAACUGAUAUCAGUGACUAUUCACUGAUUCACUUUAAGAGAGAAGAGUUGCAGGAUUUUCGGCUUUAUACGUUUAUACAAUAGAAAUCGUUAUAAUUAUUAGAAUAUUUGUUAGAAUUAAUUAUAAUCCUAUCAUUAUAAUCAGAGUUACUUCUACGAUUUUCAAUCUUAAAUAUUAUGCAUAAGACUGAAAGUCGUAUAACCUUCUCGAUUUAGCAAAUAUUCGGGCAUCCGUAUAUACGCAUGCAGCGAAGGUGCGCGAGGUGGGAAAUGACAGUUUAUUAAAUUAGAGUCACCAUGGCGACCGGUGGUCAAGGAAGUAAGUGGCCGCGGGUAGUCGAAGUCCGAGUGUGACGGCGCAUUUAGCGGUCAAUUGACGACGGUUCUGGUUGCGACGACAACGACGACGACGAGACAAAAUAUAACGAUACCUCGCGUGACGUAACGCGGGCAGACCGAUGCGGUUCUCUCGUAAAUGCGAUCUUAUCCCCGGGAGAUGUAACAAUCGCGUGUCUCGUCGAUCAGGUCGAUCGCGUAUAUCCAGACAAACACACACACACAUACACAAACGAGUAUAUAUUCAUGCGCGAUCGCACGUGCGACCCGAUGAAAAAUCGUCACCCUUCCCGCAGCGCGCGCCAGAUGUAGACGUCCCACGAUCGAUCGACGUGUGAAAACCGGCUCGAUUCGUCGAUCGACGGCCAGUUCGUGAUCGUUGGUGUUAGUGACUUGUUGACAAACGUCGGCGAUCGCGAGUAUGCCGACGUAGUAGCGUUAUCGGCUGGCAGCUCGUCGUCGGAAGUUAAUCUCACGGUAUUUUCAACGUGGUAAAAUCUGCACGAGUCUCACGUCGAUUGGGAAACGUCAAGAAUCGCCGGGCGAUGUUUUAUCUGGACAGAAGAGGCGACGCCACCACCGCUACCAUCGCCGCCGCAAAAUAUGACUCGCCGCCGUCCAAUGGAGAAGAGAAUUUCGGCUGGUGGUUGAACCAUUGGAAACUGACAGUAUCGCCUGGAUCACGCCACGACAGGGACCAUCGAUCAUCCGGAUCGUCCGCGUCGAUGUUGUUCUGCAUCGAUUCGGACGACUCCAACGGCUGUAUCUAUGCGCAGGAACCAUUGGACGGUCGGCAGGGCGAAACGUGCGAAAAAAUCGAGCUCCGUACGUUCACGCAGGAUGAUCUAGAUAUCGAGCUGAUCGAGAGCGACGCUGGAGAAUCGGACAGUUGGCCCACGACCGUAACCGACGACGAGUAUGACGCAAGAAACGAAUCGAAAGCGUCCAAGACCGCCCGCUGCAGCCCGGGAAAACUGAUUCGAUGUCAAGAGUACCGGAUACCCGCGCCGUCCUCCCGGUGCUCGUCGCGGGUGAGACACGCGCCGAUGAUCGGAGGUUGCCGGGCACGCUUGAGCUGCAGCCUCAUCGAUUCCGAACGUAUCGAUGGGACGCAGCCAAGGACGACUCUGAAGCCACCGUGCACACGUACGAGGAUGUACGCGACUUCCUCGCCCGUCAUCGCGAAUUCACGUCAUACUGACAAUGGUUUCGCCACGGAGACGAGACCGAGCGAGAAUCUCACGGCCGAUCAAGAGCGCCGUGAGCAAAGUACAGAGACGGUCAGCAGCAGCAGGUCGAGCUACGACAAGCUGAAUUCCAUCUGGGACGACUGCCACGAGCCGGAUGCACAUCUGUAUUCCUUGGAGGACACUUCUGGCAUACAAAGCAACGACUGCAGUUCGGACAAGCAGAGCGACACACCGAUGAGUCUCUGCGACGAGUUGGCGAUCGCAUCGAAGGACCUUGUGGACGAUUAUGCAAACAACCGAGGCACCGCCAUCAACGAAGUGGCGUCUAUUCUCGAGAGUCUUCAGAACGAUCCCGAAAAGGCGACGGUUCUGUUGGAGGAGGAGGAUCGAUUCUGCGACUGCAGGUCCUCUCACAACCAAUUAGUCAGGCUAGCUCUGGCUAUAGAAACGGACGCGGAGGAAGUACCAGCGAUCCCCGAUGAUCCGAAUAAUUGGGUGCGCCAGCUACGCGAUAAGAUAGAACGGCUGCAGCACGGCCACAAAGAGAUCCGCGGUGACAUACGCGGUUUACACGGGGACUUUCAACACGACGAGAGUAGAAUCAGCGACGUGUCGGACGACACGGCGAAGCUGCGGGGUCAGAUUCGCGAGCUGCGAUGUCUCGAUGAUUUGUUAACGCUCAUACAGGGCGAACUCGCCAAGAUGUCCAGGAGAAGUUGGCCGUUCGUUCUGGGAAACAGCGAGCCGCGCGAACAAGUCAAUUUGAUCGUUUGAUCAUGAGCGCGAGGAUGAACGAACGAAUGAAUCGUCGCCGGAUCUCGUGAAUAGUCGAUGCGGAGGACACGAGGAUCUCCUUCGCGGGCCAGGAGCGCAGAGUGGCAGGACGAAUCUCGUGAAUAGUCGAUAGAUGCGAAGGAUACAAAGAGGUGCGCGAGUGACAGGACGCGACGGCAUUUGCGGUUUCGUCUCCCCGAUUUGUUCGAAAAGGUUUUCUCUUUCUCUCUUCUUCGGCCCGAUGACUGAAAUCUCUCUCCUCCGAGAAGAGAAGAGUCCAAUAAAGAAGUCCGCCGAAGUGACACGUAAGUAACUGAACAAUUAGCACAAAAGCUCGACCGGUGAGUGUCCCGAAGUAGUGAGCUGAACGAAACGAUUUCUCGACUCCGACAUUGCUCGCUAGGAAAUCGAAACGUACGAUUUAAUAAUACGCGAUACUUUAUCGAGCACCGCUCUAAUCUAAUACAUAUUGAAACUUUCGCGGUGCGCUUCCAAUAAAUCGGUAUCGCGCGCGCGCGCGACAUUUCCUCCGCGCGUAAGUUUGCGAGAAACUCGGGCAAGAUAGAAAUCCGCGCAUCCGUCCGAGAGAAGAAGCCGCGUCGACCGAGUCACGUCACUGUGAAUAAAGAUAUUGGCUGAUAGCAUAUUUUAUUACUAAAGAAUUUAUUAUUUAUACGUCGCAUAUAUUUGAAUUCAUGUACACACAGCACCGAGUAAAAAAUUCCUAAUACGAUACAUUCGUGUCUACAUUCGUCGCUUUUACGCUCGUUCGCUCUCUCUUUCUCUCUCUCUCCCCUCUCUCACAUUGUUCUCGCCGCAAUCUUAAUGUACAAGUCCGUGAACUAUCAAGUAUAUCGCGCCAAGUCACUCAUUCUCUCUGUCUCUCUUCUCCCCUCUCUCUCUCUCUCUCUUGCGCGUUCUCUCUUUUUCUCCGUCUCUCAAGCUAACAACGUAAGUUAAUCCGCAAAAUACUCUAAACGCAUUUCAUACGAUCUACCCAAUGCUCGACUAAAUACUGUCGCCCCUCGAUUCUCCCGCAUAGAACGCAAAAGCUUACAAACGCGUCGCGCUUUCUCUCGCGAGGCACCGCUAUAUGUAAAAAAACAAGCCGAGAAUCACGACGCUCAAACGAACCGUCGUCGUCUUCGUCCACGUGGACGCGUCGCGCAAUUAAGUGACGUCGGUGCGUUGCAUGUGCCGGACAUGCUGCCUCGAGGAGUCGUGAUAGGCGAUCCCGGCGCGCAGCAUCUCCCCGUGCCGGAACACAUCGUGCGACGCGGAGAAGGACGGCAAGGUGGGCAAUGACGGUAAGAGGCAGCUUAGCAUGCUCGCGCCGCCGUCCGAGGAGUAGAUCCCGUUGCUGGGAGGUACCAUGGACGUGCCGCACGUCGUUGAGGCCGAUCCCGGUAGGAUAUGCCCGUUCUGAUCGGCGGAGCUCAGCAGACUUGAGCUCGGGGCCAUCAGGUUUCCUACGGAUAUGGAAGACAUCAAAAUAUAAAAGGACUUGCUGAUGUAACAAACAAGAUAUUUGGAGUACUGUUUGUGAUUUUUUUUAUUCACGCACGUUCCAACGCGCCGGGCUGGCGACAGAGAUCUCGCGCGAAACAAGUUAGGAAGCAGUCAGAGCUGCCAGCUAAUUUCAGAAAUGAAAUUCUUCGAGAAGGAAGAGAACUAUAUCGCGCACAUGUCUCUAAUUAUGCUCUUGCACGGCAGUUUUACUUUAAAACCGAUUUAGUAACAUUUACAGAUACCAUAGUCUACGUUUACAUGACCAACGUAACGUCGAUUUGACUAUACUUGAUGUUGCAACUAUCAACCUUCAUAAGCCACUAUGGUAGAGUGUGGCGAGAGUUUCAUAUUUUUUACCAAUUACCAACUGUGGCAUAUAUAAAAAAGUUUUACUUCAAACAGUAAAAGUCGCAUAAGAGUCGUAUAAGUCGUUAAUAUUACAUGUCGUAUGAUAAUGUGGACAUAGAAAAAAGAUUUUUGCUGUUACAUAUGACGCUGAUGUUAAGCCAUGUAAACGUAGUUGCUCUUAUGAGAUAUUUAUCGGUACUGUUGCGUCGGUGUCAAUUGGGAAUGGAUGUCCACAUAUACUUGACACGGAAUGCACGCUUGUCAGUGUUAUUAUAUUAAUAAUAGUAUAAAAUAUUUUGUCCGCGCGUUAGCGUUGCCGCUACGAUACUUUGGAAACCAACAAGCGACGAGGAUAUUUUGUCUUCUUUUAGAAAUAAAAGCGAGUAAGAAUCGAA
Odontomachus brunneus is the source of this 5508-nucleotide messenger RNA. RefSeq lists its product as uncharacterized. NCBI's taxonomy places the organism in Eukaryota, Metazoa, Arthropoda, Insecta, Hymenoptera, Formicidae. Bases 1838 to 3256 code for a protein of 472 amino acids. The transcript is spliced from 6 exons. The record is from RefSeq and is a predicted model, not a curated record.